Pimephales promelas (fathead minnow) is the source of this 2036-nucleotide messenger RNA. NCBI's taxonomy places the organism in Eukaryota, Metazoa, Chordata, Actinopteri, Cypriniformes, Leuciscidae. The record is from RefSeq and is a predicted model, not a curated record.
AUGAGAAUAUUUGGGUCAGAGUGUUAUGCAUACAAACAGAACAAGAAAAAGUUAGACUCUCGAUGUGAAAAAGGGAUUUUCAUUGGUUAUGACAAGAAUAGCCCUGCAUAUCUAGUUUUCUAUCCAGAUUCAGGGAAAGUGAACAAAAGUAGGUUGGUGGAGUUUAUCACAAAGAGUGGGACAGAAUGCCAGAUCACAGAUCAGUUAACGUGUGAAGAUGAUGUGCGUAGGGAGAGCGCCAAAACUCACCUACCAAAACCUGAGAAAAUAGAACCCCAGGACAUAAGAACUGAAACGUGUGACCCAAGCCCCAACACAGGUGAAAAGGAAAGUGUUGAGAGCAGGUGUUAUCCACAGAGGGAGAAGAGGCCUCCACAGUAUUUGAGAGAUUAUGAGUGUGGAAUAAACAGUGAUGAUGAUCAUGCAGGUGAUGUACCCCACACUCUAAGAGAGGCUAUAAGUUCACCAGAGUCAGAAUUGUGGAGUAAGGCCAUGCAGGAGGAGAUGAACUCUCUUAAGGAGAAUGAUACGUUUACACUUACAACACUACCUGAAGAUAAUGUUGUAUUUUAUCAGCCACUGGAUAAUGAUCAGGAUCUUAUAAUUGUUCUCCAAACGGAGUGCAUGAGAAAAGACUUACAGGACCAUGGGAGUAACAUUGUGUUUUUUGAUGCCACACACUGUGUGAAUCAAUAUUCCUUUCCACUUUUUACACUGCUUGUGAGAGAUGACCAUGGUCAUGGAGUUCCUAUUGCAUACAUAAUAACAAGCAAUGAGACACAAGAAACCCUUAAGCUUGCACUUCGGAGGCUACGACCUUUGUUCCCUAAGCCACCAAGGUGCUUCAUGGUUGACAAAGACAUGAGUGAAAUAAAUGCUUUGAACGAUGUUUUCCCUGAGUCUGAUGUUCUUCUUUGCUGGUACCAUGUACUCCAAGCCAUUGUUCGGUGGUUGAUGAAGUCAGAUUCCAGUGUUAGUGGGCCACAGCGUUCAAGUAUCCGGAAAGAAAUUAUUGAUUACUUCAAAAAAAUGAAAGCUUGUCCUAUGAAGGCUGACUUUGACAGAAUGUCUAAACAAUUCCUAAAGGAAUUUUCUCACUACAAAGAGCUUUGCAAUUACUUCCAGAGGUACUGGGAACCAAUAAGUCAUAGAUGGGCUGACUAUGGACGUUGUUAUAACCAUGGGAAUUCAGAGACCAACAAUUUAAUAGAAAGGUUCUUCCAUCGACUGAAAUACCAAUUCUUAUCUGGGAUAAGAAAUCGGCGUUUGGAUGACUUGCUUGACGUCCUUCUUUGCAAGACGGAGACUUACUUUCAGGUGAUAAAACACUUGCAAUCAGCAGGAAGAAUGGCAAACUGUGUUGCCAUGAAGUUGGAGGAAACAUUAAGCAAAGCAACUAGAAUGAUGGAAAAAGGCUGGAUUGACCACAUUACAAGCGAAUCAUCGGAAAUAUAUGUCUAUAAUGUGCCAUCCGAACAAGACUCCUCACUUUCCUACAGAACCUGCCCAGCGGAGUGUUUCUGCAGUUGCCCUGUGGGUUUGAAAGCUGGAAGCUCAUGCAAGAGCUUUACAAAACAAUGGUCACUUCAGUAUCUGUUCUGAGGUGAAGAUGGAAAUCGACGUCGAAAGUCUUUGUGGGAGAGGAACAUAUCAUACAGAUUUGGAAACCUAUUCUUGUUCCUGUUGCACAUUCUCAUAUCAUUGCAUAUGUCCCUGCCUUAUUUUAGCACAACAGUUGUUUGGCAUGACCAUUAAUGAAAAAUUGUGCUGUUCUGUGAAUCAAUCUGACAAUGCUGAUGUGUACUUUGAGAAACAAGACACAACAAGUUUAGACUUCCGGAGACUAGAAGAUGUUCUUGCAAUUAUCAAAAGAUGGCAGACUGUUCCAGAGAACAUCAAAAGCCAAAUAAAUGAUCUCUAUGUUAAUGUGCAACAAGAAGACAGAAGUCUUUUGUCAAAAAGGCAUUGUACCAAUGACACUUCAAGGAAGAUACAGCCACUCUUCCCAUGCAAUGCAAAAAAAAGAAAAAAGACUU